Phyllostomus hastatus (greater spear-nosed bat) is the source of this 531-nucleotide messenger RNA. Its product is annotated as NKG2-A/NKG2-B type II integral membrane protein-like. NCBI's taxonomy places the organism in Eukaryota, Metazoa, Chordata, Mammalia, Chiroptera, Phyllostomidae. The record is from RefSeq and is a predicted model, not a curated record. Gene Ontology annotation, biological process: stimulatory C-type lectin receptor signaling pathway; positive regulation of natural killer cell mediated cytotoxicity. The coding region runs from base 1 to 531 and encodes 176 amino acids. The transcript is spliced from 4 exons.
AUGGAUCUCCAAGGAGAAAAGAACUCAGAACUGAAUCUGGCUGAGGACUCCAGGAGACAGCAAAGGAAAGGCAAGAUCAUGAAAAGUUCCAUUUUACAAACCAAACAGCAAAUGUGCUCUGUGGGAAUAGAGUUUCCAAAUGCUUCUGAAGAUCUUCAAGGGAAUGACAAGGACCAUUGCCCAGAUUCACCAUCCCCACCAGAGAAGCUCAUUGCUGGGAUCCUGGGAGUCAUCUGCUUUGUCUUGAUGUACAUUUUAGUAAGAAUGGCUCUCUCAUACUCUUGUGGUCAUUGUCCACCAGAGUGGUUUACAUAUUCCAACAACUGCUAUUACAUCAGCACUGAAAAUAAAACAUGGGUUGAGAGUUUGAUGGCCUGUGCUUCUAAGAACUCUAGCCUGGUCUACAUAGAUAAUGAAGAAGAAAGGAAAUUUCUGAGUUCCCUGUCACUUGCGUCAUGGAUUGGAAUUUUUCGUAGAAGCAGUGAUCAUCCAUGGAUGUUGAUAAAUGGUUCAACUCCCACACUAGAGUGA